Messenger RNA from Rana temporaria (common frog), 4042 nucleotides. It is a transcript of the gene ITGA1, whose product is annotated as integrin subunit alpha 1. The record is from RefSeq and is a predicted model, not a curated record. NCBI's taxonomy places the organism in Eukaryota, Metazoa, Chordata, Amphibia, Anura, Ranidae. Gene Ontology annotation, molecular function: integrin binding. Gene Ontology annotation, biological process: cell-cell adhesion; cell-matrix adhesion; cell adhesion mediated by integrin. The transcript has 30 exons. Bases 408 to 3908 code for a protein of 1166 amino acids. Gene Ontology annotation, cellular component: integrin complex; external side of plasma membrane.
CUCUGAUCUGCUCCAACCACAAUCUUGUGUUCUUGUUAAGACUUAUACAUGUUUUAGCCUGCUGUGCAUCAAGUUUGCAGUGAGAGUUUAUUUCCUUUGCAACACCAGGAAACGCAAAGCAAAAAAGAAAAAAUAUCAGCCUGUUUUUUUUUUUUUGGAGAGCUGACAGUUUGGUCCUUGGAGAACAGUUACUGCAAUCUCAGGCUCUGUUUCUCACAGAAGAUGUUUGCAGAUUACACAGUGUGGGAUCGGUUGGAGAUCACUGUAUAUGAUCAUUCGCUGUAGUGUGCUGCUGGACAAGUAUUGCUUUAGGAAGUCUUGUACUACUUAGUAGCUAAUCACUUUCUCUCCGGCUGCUGGAGCAUACAGUUAUUUUAUUCUACUUUCUCGUAGACAAGAGCUCUACCAUGUGCUGGAUUUUUACAGUGUUCAUCUGUCUACUGGCAGCCAUCCUUAGGAGUGGAGAUGCUUUUAACGUGGAUGUGAAGAAUGGAUUAUCAUUUAGUGGUUCUGUCGGUGAUAUGUUUGGAUAUACUGUUCAGCAAUUUCAGAAUGAGGAAGGAAAAUGGGUGCUCAUUGGUUCACCCCUGGAGGGACAACCAGCUCGCAAGACCGGAGAUGUGUACAAAUGUAAAGCAGAUGGUCAAUCAAAAUGCAUGAAGAUUGACUUGCCAAAAUAUACUACCAUUGCCAAUGUUACAGAGGUGAAAGACAACAUGACCAUGGGAUCAACUUUAGUCACGAAUCCUAAAGGUGGAUUCAUGGCCUGUGGACCACUCUAUGCAUACAGGUGUGGAAGCAUGCACUACACAACUGGAAUUUGUUCAAAUGUCAGCUCUAAAUUUGAAGUUUUAAACUCAAUUGCCCCUGGAGUUCAAGAAUGUACAACCCAGCUGGAUCUGGUGAUAGUUCUUGAUGGAUCUAAUAGUGUUUUUCCUUGGCACAGUGUGAACACAUUUUUAAUAAAACUUUUGAGCGGAAUGGACAUUUCUCCAACACAAACUCAAGUCGGCAUUGUUCAGUAUGGAGAACGUGUGGCUCAUGAGUUCAAUUUGAACACACACUCUUCCACAAAGAGUGCACUGGAUGCAGCCAGAAAGAUAACACAACUAAGAGGCAAUAUGACCCUCACGGCUCUUGGUAUUGAAAAAGCAAGAGAGGAAGCUUUCAGUGAAGAAAGAGGUGCACGGAAAGGAGUUAAGAAGGUUAUGUUGGUUGUAACAGAUGGUGAAUCUCAUGAUGGUUAUCGAUUGCCUAAUGUCAUUGCUGAUUGCGAAAAAGAUGGCAUUGAAAGAUAUGGUGUUGCUAUUCUUGGUUACUACAACAGAGGAAACAUAAGUACAGAAAAAUUGGUUAAUGAGAUUAAAUCUAUUGCAAGUGACCCAAAAGAGAAACAUUUCUUUAAUGUGUCGGAUGAGUUGGUUCUUUCAACAAUUGCGGAAUCACUGGGAGAACGGAUAUUUGCUCUUGAAGCUACAACAGAACAACAGACAGUGUCAUUUGAAAUGGAAAUGUCUCAGUCUGGAUUCAGUGCUCACUAUUCUAAGGACUGGGUGAUGCUUGGUGCAGUUGGAGCCUACGAUUGGAAUGGGACAGUUGUCAUGAUGAAAUCUGAUGACGUUGUCACCCCAGGGAAUAAUUCAUUUCACACUGGAAGAGAAGAUCGAUAUGAGCCUCUGGCAGCCUACUUAGGAUAUACUGUAACUUCUGCUUCUGUGAAAGGAGGAGAAAUCUACAUUGCAGGACAGCCUCGAUACAACCACACGGGUCAGGUUAUCCUUUAUAAAAUGCACGGACGAGAAAUCAAUAUUAUUGGCACAUUAAAUGGAGAACAGAUUGGGUCUUAUUUUGGAAGUGUCCUCACCACAGUAGAUAUAGAUGGAGAUUCUGUCAGUGAUAUUCUUCUGGUUGGCGCACCGAUGUUUAUGGGAGCUGAAAAACAAGAACAAGGAAAAGUGUACGUCUAUAGCAUUCAGGAGGAGACUUUUAAGCAUGAGAUGAGUUUGGAGCCCAUGAACCAAACCUGCAGACAAGAAGCGGAAAAUGAACCCUGUGGGGCUCGCUUUGGAACGGCUAUUGCAGCUGUGACAGAUCUCAACCUGGAUGGCUAUAAUGAUGUAGCUAUAGGGGCUCCUCUAGAGGGAGAUCACAGAGGAGCUGUGUAUAUUUAUCAUGGAAGUGGAAAAACAAUAAAAAGGGACUAUGCUCAGCGUAUUCCAUCAGGCGGAGAUGGGAAAAAAGUCAAAUUUUUUGGUCAGUCUAUUGAUGGUAAAAUGGACUUGAAUGGGGAUGGACUGACGGAUGUAACAAUUGGAGGUCUUGGAGGAGCUUCUCUGUUUUGGUCUCGAGAUGUUGUAGAAGUGACAGUAGCAAUGCGUUUCCAGCCAGACACCAUCAACAUGGAAGUAAAGAAUUGUGAGAUCAACAACAGAAAUACUGUGUGCAUCCAGGCAAUGUAUUGCUUCAGAAUAGACCUUAAAUCUGCUGGAAACAAGCAGGAAAAUUAUGAUCUGGAGUACAAAAUCACACUUGACUCACAUCGUUUUCUAUCUCGAAGUCUUUUCAUUAAAUCCAACGGAAGAGAUGCACAAGGUGUAGUCUCUAAAAGUGGCGAAUGUGUAAACCAUGAUUUCUAUAUGGUGGAAAAGCCAGAUUUUUUGAAUUCUGUAAAUAUUUCUGUUGAGUUCAAUUUUAAAGAUCCAGAAAAAGGCCCAGUUCUCAACAAUGAGCAGCCAAGGAUUAUAAAUGAAUAUAUCCCAUUUACCAUGGACUGUGGUACUAAAAAAACAUGUAUCAGUGACCUUGUUCUAGAUGCUCAAUUAAGUGUGGAUGAGCAAAGCUUUGAUGAGAUGAUUGUACAGCAUGGAAGGGACAGAUUUAAUGUCACCAUUACUUUGAAGAAUAGUGGUGAUAGUGCCUAUAAUUCCAGGGUAUUAAUGAAAUAUACUCCCAAUAUUAUAAGGGCUAAAACAGAGGACAAGCCAGGAGUAAGCUGUGAUGAAUCUGGUGAAGACUUCUUAUGUAAGGUUGGAUACCCCUUUUUAAAGAAGAAUGACAAGAUAACUUUCACAGUAACAUUCCAGUUCAAUGUGUCGCACCUCCUGGAUAGAGUUUCAAUAUUUAUUAAUGCAACAAGUGACAGUGAUGAGAAGAACAAUACCUUACAUGACAACAGAAGAGACCUUUCUUUUUCAGUGAGAUAUGAAUCCGGACUGACCUUUACUGGUUCUGCAAAAGAAAUCAGUGUUAUUAUUGCUGCCAAUGACUCCAUACCUGCUCAGAUUAACUCAACUGAUUUCAUCGGGCCUGAAGUCAAUCUGAAUUAUUUGAUUAAGAAGGAUGACUACAUUCCUAUGCCAAGGGUUACAUUUCAUCUUUCAUUCCCGUAUACAACUCCAGAUGGCAACAUUCUCCUUUAUGUGACCAAUAUGUCAUUUUCUGAUAAUGUGAUAUGCAAUGUGGAUCAGCUUUUGGAUCCUCUAAAUAUAUAUUCAGGAACAAAAUAUGUCCUGCAAAAGUUUGAAGAAAAUAUAAAAGAUACAAUAAUGGACUGCAAGAGAAUGAAGUGCUCUUCAUUUAACUGCACUGUUGAGCCAUCUGACAGCACACACAUCAACAUAUCAUUAAGAAUAUGGAAAUCAACUUUCAUUAAGGCCAGUAUCCACAGCUUGAAUCUAGUUUUAAAUGCUGCACUGAAAAGUGAGAAUGAAGUACUUAUUUUAAGGAAAGACAGUGAAAAUUAUGAGACGAUGAUUAAACUAUCUAAAGAGUUGGAGUAUGGGAAGGUACCAAUCUGGGUCAUUCCACUAAGCAUUAUUAUAGGUUUACUUAUAUUAGCACUCAUCAUUUUUGCAAUGUGGAAGCUUGGAUUUUUCAAAAGACCACUGAAGGAGAAAAUGGAAAAAUGAGAAGAAACUUUAAUUUUACAGAACAUUCAGUGAAUACUUGAACGGUGACUCAGGCUUAUUUGUAAAGGAAUACUGAAAUGAAAAUUACGUUGUUUGAUUCUUACAUUUUUUUAAAGACAGCUUUAUUGACUAAG